Messenger RNA from Tyto alba (common barn owl), 2898 nucleotides. RefSeq names its product ras/Rap GTPase-activating protein SynGAP-like. Lineage: Eukaryota; Metazoa; Chordata; Aves; Strigiformes; Tytonidae. Gene Ontology annotation, biological process: regulation of GTPase activity. The record is from RefSeq and is a predicted model, not a curated record. The transcript is spliced from 12 exons. The coding region runs from base 124 to 2763 and encodes 879 amino acids.
AUGGAUGGAUGGAUGGAUGGAUGGAUGGAUGGAUGGAUGGAUGGAUGGGUGGAGGACUGAUGAAGGACAGAUAGCUGAUGGUUAGGGCACAUGGAGAACAGACGGAGUAUGGAUGGAUGAUGGAUGGAGAAUGGUUGGAUGGAUGGAUGGAUGGAUGGAGUGUGGAUGGAGAGAUGGUCGGAUGGACAGAAGAUGGAGGAAGGACACAAAGGUGCACGGAGGGUAGGCUGGGCCAGCCUGGCCGGGCUGCUGGGACGCAGGCAGGCAUUGGGCUGCCCUGACGGCCAUGGGCAGGACUUCCUGUCGGACAUGGCCAUGACGGAGGUGGAUCGCUUCAUGGACCGGGAGCACCUGAUCUUCCGGGAAAACACCCUCGCCACGAAAGCCAUAGAGGAGUACCUGAAACUCAUCGGCCAGAAAUACCUCAAGGAUGCCAUUGGCGAGUUCAUCCGGGCGCUGUACGAGUCAGAGGAGAACUGCGAGGUCGACCCCAUGAAGUGCUCGGCCUCCACCUUGGCCGACCACCAGGCCAACCUCCGCAUGUGCUGUGAGCUCGCCCUCUGCAAGGUGGUCAACUCGCACUGCGUGUUCCCACGGGAGCUGAAGGAGGUCUUCGCCUCGUGGCGGCUGCGAUGUGCCGAGCGGGGCCGCGAGGACAUCGCCGACCGGUUGAUCAGCGCCUCGCUCUUCCUGCGGUUCCUCUGCCCCGCCGUGAUGUCCCCCAGCCUCUUCGGCCUCAUGCAGGAGUACCCCGACGAGCAGACCGCCCGCACCCUCACCCUCAUCGCCAAGGUCAUCCAGAACCUGGCCAACUUCACCAAGUUUGGCAGCAAGGAGGAGUACAUGGCCUUCAUGAACGAGUUCCUGGAGCUGGAGUGGACCAGCAUGCAGCAGUUCCUCUAUGAGAUCUCCAACCUGGACACCCUGACCAACAGCACCAGCUUCGAGGGCUACAUCGACCUGGGCCGCGAGCUCUCCACCCUGCACGCCCUCCUCUGGGAGGUCAUGUCCCAGCUCAGCAAGGAGGCCCUGCUGAAGCUGGGCCCGCUGCCCCGGCUGCUGACGGACAUCAGCGUGGCCCUGCGCAACCCCCACCUGCAGCGGCAGCCGAGCCAGGGGGAGCGGCUGCCCCCCAAGGGGCUGGUGCUGCGGGGGCCCUCGGCCGACCUCCAGCCCUACCUCGUCCGUGACCUCAACAGCUCCGUGGACCUCCAGUCCUACAUGGUGCGGGGCCUCAACAGCUCCAUGGAGGUGCCGCGCCUGCCCUCCCCGCCGCAGGAGAAGGGGCCGCAGGAGGUGCUGGUCCUGAGCCGACCCCCCCUGGCCCGCUCCUCCCCUGCCUACUGCACCAGCAGCUCCGACCUGACGGAGCCCGAGGGGGGCCGGGGGGCUCUGGGGGUGGGCAAGAGCGUCUCCAUGCUGGACCUCCAAGACGGCCGCGUUGACAGCGUCCCUAGUUUGCCCGCCGAGCUGCUCGCCGCCGGCGGUCCAGCCCCGGGGGGAGCCGGGGGGGGGCUGCGUCCCGGCCGCCUCUCGCAGGGCAGCGCCUCCAGCCUGGCCCCCCCUCGCCUGGGGGUACCCGAGCCGGGGGGGCCCCAAUUGCGGGUCCCCCUCUCCUUCCAGAACCCUCUUUUUCAUUUGGCGGCUGACGGACCCUUGCGAGGACCCGAGCCGGGGGGCGAGGGGCCCUUCGCCCCCCCCCUGCACGGGUACAGCAAGAGCGAGGAGCUGGCGGCGCCCCCCCAAAAACACAUCACCCACAGCCACAGCUACAGCGACGAGUUCGCCCGGCCGGGGGGGGACUUUGGCCGACGGCAGCUCUCCCUGCAGGACAGCCUGGCCCCCCCCCAGAUCACCAUUGGGGCCCCCCCGCCCCCCACCCCUCGGGGGGCUCGGGCGGGGAAAGGUGGGGGGCCAGGGCCGGCGGCUCUGGGGGUGCCCCCCAAACCACGGCCGGCCAGCGGGAACUUGCUGGCAUCCCCCGAACCGGCUUACGGACCCCCCCGGUCCCGGCAGCCCUCCCUGGCCAAGGAGGCGUCGGUGGCCGGGAUGAAGCCACCGGUCACCAAGCAGGCCUCGCAGACGCCGUCGACGCUGAACCCGGUGAUGCCGGCGGCGGAGCGCACGGUGGCCUGGGUGUCCAACAUGCCGCACCUCUCGGCCGACAUCGAGAGCUCCCACAUCGAGCGCGAGGAGUACAAGCUCAAGGAGUACUCCAAGUCCAUGGACGAGAGCCGGCUGGACCGGGUGAAGGAGUACGAGGAGGAGAUCCACUCGCUGAAGGAGCGGCUGCACAUGUCCAACCGCAAGCUGGAGGAGUACGAGCGGCGCCUGGUGUCGCAGGAGGAGCAGACGAGCCGCAUCCUGCUGCAGUACCAGCACCGCCUGGAGCAGAGCGAGAAGCGCCUGCGGCAGCAGCAGGCGGAGAAGGACUCCCAGAUCAAGAGCAUCAUCGGCAGCCUGGCCCCGCAGGCUGAUGCUGGUGGAGCAGGAGCUGCGCAGGGAUCACUUGGGCGCCCACGACCCCCCCGAGGGCCGGCGGCGGCUGCUCGACGCUCAGCUGUCCGUCAGGUAGCGCGGGCCAGCCCUGCCUUUGUCACGGGACCCUCGGCCUCCGGUGACACGCCAGGAGAGGCAGCUUUCCGCCGUGGGUGCAGCAGACCCGGGUGUGAGCUGGGCCGGGGGGGUCCCCGCGCGGCCCCCGCCUCCGCCCCCGCCACCCCCGAUCACGGCCAACGGCGAGCUGCGCGGCCCCGCUGCUGAGCACUAGCCCCCGCCCCGGGGGCCACCGGGACCCCCCCCAACCCCUCGCCCCGGGGCUGGCGGUGGCCCCCGGCGACCCCCGGGGAAGAGGAGGCGGAAGGGAGGAAGGUGGGGUGGGGGGUGGGGGGGGGAAGG